AUGCAUAGACCAAUCAUAGAAAUAGAAUUGGAUCGUGCAGAUCCUAGUGAGCCCUUAACAAGUUUCGAUGUUGCCCGAGGAAAGGUGGUGAUAACCAGCAAUUACCCUCUUUCAUUCACUGCAAUUGAAUUGAAGUUCAAAGGAAUAACUAAGACCAAUACAAUGAGGCCCAUUACUAAUCUUUUUGAGUUCCAAAUCUUGGAUGAAGAGGAAGAAAUCCCUUACAAUAAUAUGUCAAAACCAAAUGGGUUUGUAAACAAGCAUACAAUGUUGCACCUUACACAAGACAUUGGUUAUGUUGAUGGAGAUGCAAGAAAAGGCCCAAUUAAAUUGAUAAAGGGGAGAAACGAGUUACCGUUCGAGUUUGUCAUACCUUUAUCUUACCAUUGUGGAGGAGAUACAUUUCUUCUGAAAGCGUGGCAUUCUGUAACUCGUGUUCAAAGUUAUGAAUUACCUCCCAUUUUCUACUUUUCCCAAGGAAUUACUCGUGCAAGUAUCGAGUAUACUGUGAAGGUAACUUGCCGUAACCGAAUUCUUCCCAACAUUCGAGUUGAAAAGCCCAUCCUAUACGUACCUAAUGAUUCUAGUGAACCCUUAGAAGGUGGUUCCAUUAUCAAAGGAUCAACUUCUUACUCGAAACUUUGUACUUUUGAUAUGAGUACCACUAGGAGUCUAUGUCAAUAUGUCAUUUCUAUUGUCAAGAAUAGUACAUUGACGAUUCAAUUGACGUUAGAAGCAAGAUUUAAAAAUAGCAACCCCAAAUUGUCCAUUGAUAGUCCAUUUUCUGGAGAGUUAUUCCUUGUUUACAAUAUACCUCCAGAAAUUAUGCAAGUCACUCAUGCAAACAAAUUGUACUUGCAGUCGUUCAAAGCGACGUUAACUUCCACCGUUAAAAUAAAAGGGGCAGAAGAACUUCCAGAAUACUAUUAUUUUACAACAACACUAGGACAAGUCCACUUAAAUAAUAUGGAAAUUGAUUUGAUAUCUGAAUCAGAUGAGAAUGCCUUGGAGCUUGCGUUCCUCUAUCCACAUAUCCAAGUUCCAAAAUCUGUUACUCCUAAUUUUAAGACAUGCCACAUUUCUCUCGAGCACAAACUCAAGUUGGAUCUAAAGUUUACAGUGUUUUCGAUGCCGCAUCCUCCUCAUCUAUUGGACAAGCUUAAACAGGAUAUCAAGCAUGUGGUGAUAGAAUGCUCCAAUUUUACAAUAGUAAAUCAACUGAGAAAAAACCUAGAAUAG
Lizanozyma spartinae is the source of this 1239-nucleotide messenger RNA. RefSeq lists its product as uncharacterized. Gene Ontology annotation, molecular function: protein-macromolecule adaptor activity; ubiquitin protein ligase binding. Gene Ontology annotation, biological process: ubiquitin-dependent endocytosis. The transcript has a single exon. Gene Ontology annotation, cellular component: cytosol; cytoplasm; plasma membrane. NCBI's taxonomy places the organism in Eukaryota, Fungi, Ascomycota, Pichiomycetes, Serinales, Debaryomycetaceae. The record is from RefSeq and is a predicted model, not a curated record. Bases 1 to 1239 code for a protein of 412 amino acids.